This is a messenger RNA of Cyphellophora attinorum, 1401 nucleotides long. Its product is annotated as putative argininosuccinate lyase. The record is from RefSeq and is a predicted model, not a curated record. Gene Ontology annotation, cellular component: cytosol. The transcript has a single exon. Gene Ontology annotation, molecular function: argininosuccinate lyase activity. The coding region runs from base 1 to 1401 and encodes 466 amino acids. Lineage: Eukaryota; Fungi; Ascomycota; Eurotiomycetes; Chaetothyriales; Cyphellophoraceae.
AUGGCACCCUCCAAACCCACAGCAAACAUGCUCUGGGGCGGCCGCUUCACCAGCGGCCUCGACCCCCUGAUGAUCACCUACAACGAGUCCAUCCACUUCGACCGCCGCAUCUACGCCCAGGACAUUCGCGGCUCCACCGCCUACGCACGCGCCAACACCGCCCUUGGCCUCCUCACCAAGCACGAAUUCUCAGAAAUUGAGCGCGGCUUUCAGACUGUGAUGGCCGAGUGGGACAACGACACCUUUGAGAUCAAGCCUGGAGUGGACGAAGAUAUCCACACGGCGAAUGAGCGACGAUUGGGUGAGAUAAUUGGAAAGGAAAUCGCGGGGAAGCUGCAUACGGGGAGGUCGAGGAAUGAUCAGGUUGCGACGGGGAUGAGAUUGUGGUUGAGGGAUGAGUUGAGGGCUAUUGAGGAGCAUUUGGUGGCUUUUCUACGGGUGACGACGUCAAGGGCGAAGGCAGAGGUUGAUGUGUUGAUGCCCGGGUAUACGCAUUUGCAGCGGGCGAUGCCGAUUCGGUGGGCGCAUUGGUUGUUGAGCUAUGGGAGUUUCUUUGCGGACGAUUUGGUGCGGUUGAGGGAGGUGAUUAGGCGGGUGAAUCGGUGUCCGUUGGGGUCGGGGGCAUUGGUGGGGAAUGGGUUUGGGAUCGAUCGGGAUGCGAUGGCGAAGGAGUUGGGGUUUGAGGAUUUGAUUCAUAAUUCUAUGGCAGGGGUCGGGGAUCGGGAUUUUGUGGUUGAGACUCUGCAGUGGGCGGCGAGUUUCAUGGCGCAUAUUAGUCGGUGGUCGGAAGAUCUCAUCAUCUACUCGACGGCGGAGUUUGGGUUCGUCAAGCUGGCGGAUGCGUACUCGACGGGGAGUUCGUUGAUGCCGCAGAAGAAGAAUCCGGAUUCGUUGGAGCUGCUGAGGGGAAAGUCAGGGCGGGUGUUUGGGCAUAUGGCGGGAUUGAUGAUGAGUGCGAAAGGGCUGCCGUCGACGUAUAACAAGGAUUUGCAGGAGAGUUGGGAGACUAUGAUUGAUGGGGUCAAGACUACGUCCGACUCGGUCCAGAUUGCUACGGGAGUACUUUCUACGCUCUCAAUAUUCCCCGAGAAGAUGCUCGCAGCUCUGACGCCGGACAUGCUUGCCACGGACCUGGCUGACUACCUGGUGCGGAAAGGAGUGCCAUUCCGGGAAACCCAUCAUAUCAGUGGGAGGGUCGUGGCACUAGCGGAGAAUGAGGGCGUUCAGAUGGACAAGCUGAGCGUGACGCAACUGCAGGGUGUCGACGGAAGGUUUGGUGACGAUGUGGUGAAGGCAGUCUUUGAUUUCGAGCAGAGUGUGGAGAAGCGGACGAGUAAGGGCGGGACAAGUAAGAAGAGUGUAUUGGAGCAGAUUGAGAGGAUCGAGGCGAUGGUUCAGUAA